AUGGAUACCGAUAAUACAAGCAAAGAUGAAGAAAUGGACACAGAUGAACCCAUGUCUUUGACAGACGCUGCUAGCCAAGGCGACAUAGCCACUGUUCAAUCAUUGCUCGAAGCAUCUUGUGACGUCAACGCCAAAAAUAGCUCAGGAUGGAGCCCAGUAAUGCUAGCGGCAUCAAACGGGCAUUAUAACACUGUAAAGCUGUUAAUAAAGCAUAACGCGGAGAUCUUAGAUGUCUAUAAAGAUGGAAGUGAUGCUUUACUUAUAGCAUCCAGUAAAGGACACGCUAGAAUCGUUGCUCUACUCUUAGAAUAUAAUGCAGAUGUUUCUCUGCGAAACAAAUUUGGGUAUAAUGCCAUAAUGGCGGCGUCGCUUAAUGGAGAUAUGGCUACUGUUAACACUUUGAUUCCUUACUGUAAAGAUUUCAGCACAAAAACCAAUAAUGGUCGGAAUGCUUUAAUGCUCGCAUCUACAAAAGGUCAUUAUUGUGCUUGUGAAGUACUGUUGAAAAGAACACCAAACUUAACUGAGAAAGAUAGAAAAGGAAAUAACGCCUUAUGCCUAGCAGCAAUGAAUGGGUAUACAAAGGUGGUGGAGCUUCUUAUGGAUGAUUCCGUGGACAUAAAUACAAAAAAUAAUUUGGGAAGAACUGCCCUCAUGGAGGCAUCCUUGAAUGGAUGGACUGAAACUGUCGAAUUUUUGUUAGAACACAAUGCUAACAUCAAUCUUGUAGAUAAAGAUGGCUUUAAUGCUUUGAUGCUUGCUUGUUCUAAAGGUCAUAUUGAUACUGUGAAGUUGCUUUUGAGAAAAAAUUCGGAUAGGACAGCAGUGAAUGAUUUAGGCAACAAUUUUUUAAUCAUCGCUUCCAAACAAGGACAUGCUAAAAUAGUUAAUUUGCUCUUGUCGGAAGGUCUGGACUCUGGACAUGUGAACAAGAUGGGACGUAACUCUUUAAUAGAAGCGGCACGAUUUGGACAUGAAGACGUUGUGAAAAAAAUACUUACCAGAACACGUGACUUGAACUAUAGAGAUAACAAUGGCUGGACUGCUUUAAUGUGGGCCGCCUUCGAAGGACAUGCGUCCAUCACACGGGUUCUAUUAAAAGGGAAAGCUAACAUGGAGCAAGUUAAUAACGAAGGCUCGAAUGCAUUUAUAUUAGCUGCAAAUAACGGAAGUACUCAGGUAAUCCCUCUCAUUUUUCAGGAAAAUGAAGACGUCUUAGAAACAAAAAAUGAAUUUGGACGGACUGCUUUAAUGGAAGCUGCUUUUUGCGGGCGACUCGAAGCAGUCCAGUACCUUUUAAAUGUAAAUGCUGAUAUACACGUGACAGAAAACAAAGGUUGGAACUCUUUAAUGUUAGCUGCCUCAAAAGGACAUUAUGAAAUAGUAGAAUUACUUUUACAACGUAAUAUAGACAAGAGUGCUGUAAAUAACAUGGGCGACAAUGCUUGUAUCAUUGCAUCGAAGGCUGGUCAUACACGAGUGGUUGAGCUACUACUAGAAAACUCAGCGGAUAUCGCUGCCGUCAACAAUCUUGGCAGGACAGCUUUGAUGGAGGCGGCAUACAAUGGACAAACCGAAACCGCUGAAUUCUUAAUUUCCAAAAAUGCUGAUUUAAAUUGCAAAGAUAAGGAUGGAAACAACGCACUUAUGUUGUCAGCCUCAAAAGGACACGCAUCAACUGUAAAACGGUUGCUGCACCAUUUUGACGACGCAGAAGACGCUUUGAAGUUAGCUAUUAAAGGAAGGCAUAGCGAUGUGAUGAAAAUUAUCUUGAAAAUGUUAAUAUUUUCUAGCAGCAACAUAUUGUCUGUUUUGAAACAAUUCUCCUUUGAAAUUCAAUUGGACUUAUUUUUUCUUUUUGAAUUCGACAAAAAUGUUCCUAUUUGUAAGUAG
Messenger RNA from Physella acuta, 1893 nucleotides. RefSeq names its product ankyrin repeat domain-containing protein 50-like. Gene Ontology annotation, molecular function: protein binding. The record is from RefSeq and is a predicted model, not a curated record. NCBI's taxonomy places the organism in Eukaryota, Metazoa, Mollusca, Gastropoda, Physidae.